Messenger RNA from Eurytemora carolleeae, 3517 nucleotides. RefSeq names its product Krueppel-like factor 6. The record is from RefSeq and is a predicted model, not a curated record. Bases 229 to 1254 code for a protein of 341 amino acids. Gene Ontology annotation, molecular function: RNA polymerase II cis-regulatory region sequence-specific DNA binding; DNA-binding transcription factor activity, RNA polymerase II-specific. The transcript is spliced from 3 exons. Lineage: Eukaryota; Metazoa; Arthropoda; Copepoda; Calanoida; Temoridae. Gene Ontology annotation, biological process: regulation of transcription by RNA polymerase II.
CACUGUGGAAAACUUCAGUUACAAUUCUUCCUUCGAAAGGAAACCACAUAACAUUUCUCUCUGAUUAUUUGUCACCUUUAGUUGACAAGUGGAAUCCACCUGUUGGGUGUGAGUUUAACAUUGAGUGUAUGACCCUUCAAACCAGGGACACCCUGGACCGGUGAAAAGUGAGUUGACCCCUAGUGCUCGCUGGGUCUUUAUUACCUGGACGUUUAUCCCGGUCUCAGGAUGGACGUUUUACCAAGCGGUGGUAUUUUUCGGGAGCUCCAGGUGGUUCAUGAUACUGGAUACUUUUCCGGUCAAGCCAGCCUAGAGGAGGAUUGGCAUCAGACGAGUUAUGAGAUGGAGAGGUACCUAAAGGAGCAGGAGCCCCAGAUAAAACCUGAGCCCCUUGAUCUAGGAGAUCAUCAGGAGCUGACCAGCUCCUGGCUCAAGGGAGAGCUGGAGGACGACUACGGACCUAUCAUCAAGCACGAACUUAUCAUCAAGUCCGAACCGUCCGACCCGGACGAUACAGACGACGAUCGGCUCAGCCUGGACGAGUUAAACAUUUGGGACCAAAGAUUAUUUAAGUUUAAAAGUGAAGAAUCGUCCGCCGGAGUUUUAUCGUCUAGUUCUUCAACAUCUAGUAUCCACUCCUUGGAUGGGGAUACUCCACCCUACUCCCCCACCUUGAAGCUAGAACAUAAUAACCCAAUAUCGCCGAUGGAUACACGACAACAGCUGACCGUCAAGGUGGCCGGCAGCCCAUUUCCUCUUCAAACCUUAACACCUCCGUCAUCGCCGGAAUCUGGAACCGCCGUUAGAACCCUUCCCGCCGGUCUGGUCCGAGUGGCAGGUCCUAAUGGUACUAGAAGCGCUAUUAUACGGGUAACCGCCAAGGGCGGUAAAAUGAUUCCCCGCCUCAUUUCCUUCACGCCCGCCACCGUGUCUCUAAAAACGGUUUUGUCUGACCGACAGUUUAGGUUGGAGCAGGCUUUAGAGGAGAAGAGACGGAUACAUAAAUGUAGUUUUCCAAACUGUAAGAAGGUUUAUACAAAGAGCUCUCAUCUCAAGGCACAUCAAAGAACACACACAGGGGAGAAACCGUACCGGUGUUCCUGGGACGGAUGUGAGUGGAGGUUUGCGCGGAGUGACGAGCUCACCCGACACUAUAGGAAGCAUACAGGAGCUAAACCCUUCAAAUGUUCUCACUGUGAUAGAAGUUUCAGCAGAUCCGAUCAUCUUGCGCUUCAUCUCAAACGUCAUCAGUGAUUUGAUCGCUAUGAUCGUAUUUUUGAUCGCUUGAUCCAGUGAUUGAUCAAAACUGGAGCUCUAUCUGUUCAGGCUUGAACCCUGAGCUAAAACGAACCUGAGCUCCAGUCUCGGCUGUGAUUAUAUCCUCUCCAGUUAAUUAUUAAUUAAUUAAUUAAUCGUGCAAAGAAUGCUACCUGCUCUGUUCCUCGCAACAUAGAACCAUCCAAAACUAACUUCUAGUUUCUCAAUCUUGUGGUCAAACCAUUCUCUAGUCAGUCUCAUCCAACCCUACUCUCGGAGCUAAACCUUGAUCUCAGGACGGAUCCGGCCCCUGCUCCGUGAAGAGGGGUUUAUCUGCCCUGUCUAUACCGGAUACUGGAGCAAGAUUAUACCCGGAUACUCUCGCAGUAUGAUUUCUAUCAUCCUGAUGCUCUCUUACAAAAGAGGAGAGAUUUAUUCAACUACAAUAUGCAUUUUCUUAUCUUUUGUCCUCGCAAGGAUUUGUUCAUUUUAACCUUCUGGUCGAACAAUUGUCUAACAACAACAUUAACCCUUUAAUAUCUUAUUUUUUUUCUUAUUAUUUCAUUUUUAAUUAUCCUGGAUUUCAAUUUUCCUUCCGUCUUCCCAGGUUUGAUCUCAACAAAAAAAAUAUUCUUCUGUUUUUUAAAGUCCUAGUCUUGUUUAUUUUUUACAUUUUUUCAUUUUUUUGUGGCAACUCUUUCUCUCAAUAUUCUUUUUUAUUCUCUUCUUUCCUAAAGUUAGUAAACUAUUUUAACUCUAAAUUGUUAAACCUCAAAACCCUCUGUACUUUUGAGUUCUUAAUCUUUGCUCUUGUACUCUUAGUUAUUAAACCUCUGUUCUCCUACUAUCUUGAGAUGUUAAACCUCUAGUAUCCUACUACCCUAGUUAUCAAACCUCUGUUAUCCUACUUUCCUGAGUUAUUAAACCUAUGGUUCCUUGACCCUGAGUUAUUAAUCCUCUGUUUUCCUACUUUCCUGAGUUAUUAAACCUAUGGUUCCUUGACCCUGAGUUAUUAAUCCUCUGUUUUCCUACUUUCCUGAGUUAUUAAACCUCUGGUCUCCUUGUAUCCUGAGUUAUAAACCUCUGGUCUCCUUGUAUCCUGAGUUCUUAAACCUCUGUUCUCCUACUUUCCUGUGUUAUUAAACCUCUGGUGACCUUGUUCCCUGAGUUAUUAAACCUCUGGUCUCCUUGUACUCUGAGUUAUUUAACCUCUGGUCUCAUUGUACCCUGAGUUAUUAAACCUCUGGUCUCCUUGUACCCUGAGUUAUUAAACCUCUGGUCUCCUUGUAUCCUGUGUUAUUAAACUUCUAUUCUCUUGGUACUCUAAGAUACUGGAAGAAUACUAAACGAAGUUUAGCUGCAGUAUUUCUAAUCUCUCAUAAGCUCCCCCCUCUUCCCCCCCCUUUCCCCCCUCAUCCCUAGUCUCAUUCAAUACUUGGCUUUUAAUUCCUUUUCUUUUAUGCAAGUACUCUUCUUUCCUUCCAUACAGGGAGAAGAAAGACGACCUGAUACCCGCAUAUUUAUCAAGGUUCAACAUAUUUUGUUGAUCCCUGUAACACCCUCUCCCUUUUUUAUUCUAUAUCAACCAAAGAAGAAAUAUUCAAAACUACCAGGCUCAACAUUUUUAUCCCGCUCUCCACACACCAAUUUCUUCAUAUUAUCCCCACCCAGCAAACCCAGCCCAAUAUUAAAGCUUCAAUUCAUUCCUUGAAUUUUAAUAGAAAAUAGGAAACAGUCCAAACCUUAUGUCGGUCACCAAAGUUAAGAUUAUAAAUCCAAUCUUCUUCCCGCUUUUUUUCAAUUUGCUUUCUUUUUGUUUUUCCUUCCUUCCUUUCUUCCUUAGAAAUUAGACUAAAACUCUCCACCAAUUUUUCAUAUUUUUCAGCUUAAUGCGCGAACUAGGCUGUGAAGAAUGUUUAGCAAAAUGUCGGCCAUUUUCUACAAUAGUCGGUUAUUUCAAAAAAAUAAGCGAGUCAAAAAAUAGAAGAAUAGUUAGCAAUCCAGGAAAAGUAACCUCUUGUAAAUUGGAAAAUGCAACCGUUCAAGUCCGGAGAAAUAGUAAACAAACAAACAAAUAAAAUCAAUAGUUUAAAAUUCCUUCCUUUCAUGUACACUGCCAACAUCCUUCUGUACAGUGCACGUGUAGUGCUAUGUACUCCAUGUACCCUAAACUAUGUACUAUGCUUGAUAUUUUCAAUGUUCUGUAAAUGUGCUUUUAACACCAAUAGAAUUGACGUGUUUCAGUCCUUCCGACCGACAA